AUAGAAGUCUGUCGUUGCUUAGCAACGCAUCCACCAACCAAAGCGGAGCGCUUCUCCUGCUGAUUGCUGACGUCAUCGCGCAGUCAGCUGAUCUCGCUGAGGUCGGACAGUCUCCGGAAAUGUGCCGGUCUUCAUAGCGCGACUCAGCCGGUCAGCAGCUUCCGCUCACCUGGCCCAGAACCUUUUCCUCCGCGGUGACUCACUUCCGGUGUUCACCACGCGUCACAUUACGGGGACCGUUUCAGAGCACAUUAUUAUUUCGGGAUGAUCCGAGCUUCCUAAAAUUGAUCAAUCCCGGUGGAGAUGGAUGACAGUGAUGAGGAAACGGCAGCACCAGAGCUUCCCCUGGAGAUCAUAGUCUACAUCCUGAGUUUUCUUCACGCUUCAGACAGGAAGGAAGCCUCGCUUGUCUGCCGCAGUUGGUACAAUGCCAGCCAGGACCAGAGAUACCAGAGGGAGGUCACAUUCAGCUUCCCGGCGUCCGCCUCAGCCCUGGAGCUGGUCAAAGGUCUUAGCAGGAAGUCCCACUGUAGCCUGAGAAUCAGCCAGCUGGACGGCUUCAGCAUCUCCAGAUCGCUUCUUCUGGAGGUGGGUGUGUGUUUAGGUUCUAAGGUGGAGAGCUUGGCCCUGCCGGGCAGCAGCAUCACCGAGGCCUCCCUGCUCGACCUCCUGCCCUGCUUGACCUCCCUUCGGAGGCUGGACCUCAGGGGCCUGGACAGCCUGUUCAUGUCCGGAGCGUUCCUCUCCAGGGAGGAGCACAGACAGCAGGUCCGGUCCGCUCUGUGUGGUCUGGAAGAGCUGGAUCUGUCCAACCUGCGGUACCUCUCCGACCUAACCUUCACGCGGCUCACGGGCUGCACGCCGCGCCUCCGCCGCCUCUCCCUGGCUGGAUGCCACAUCGCCUUUGAGUUCGAUCCAUACCGGGGGUGCCCAGUGGGGAUGGUGGAGGACUCCUCAGCACUUCUGUCACUGAGGAACCUGAAGAGGCUCCUGACGCAGCAGAAAUCCACCCUUGUUGCUCUGGACCUCAGCAGGACUUCCAUCACCCCCGAGUCACUGCGCGCCGUCGCACAGGUCGAGGAUUUAAAGUUGGAGGAACUGUAUCUGCAGGGCUGUAAGGAGCUGACGGACUAUUCUGUGGAGAUUCUUGUGAGGCACCAGCCGGGUCUCCUUAAACUGGACAUCAGCGAGUGCAUGGGGCUGACCAGCAGGUCUGUGGAGGCCGUGGCCCACGGCCUGAAGUCACUGACGCAUCUUUCUCUGUCUCACGACUGGAGAAUAACCGAAAAAGGCCUCAGGGACCUGCUGGCUCUGCCGGGCUUGAAGGGUCUGGAUCUGUCUCAGUGUCUGAACAUCAGCGGAGCAGAGAUGGUCUCCAGCUUGAAGAGGCCCGGCGCCACAAGAGCACAGCUGGAAACGCUCAACUUCAGGGGCUGCACCUACAUCAAGGACCUGGCCGUUUUCUCUCUUGCCCAACUUCUCGGGAGUCGUCUCCGUGAGCUGGAUCUGACGUCUUGCGUCAACGUGACUGACCUGUCUGUGUGCGCCAUCGCCACCUACCUGCAGGAGCUGGUGGUUCUGCGGCUGGGCUGGUGUAAGGAGGUCACAGACUGGGGUCUGCUGGGGAUGCUGCAAAAAGCUGAGUGCGAGCUCCACAACGAGACGGGUGAUAACGGUCCCAUGUUCACCCGAACCUUUGGCAACAUGGGCUUCUUUAAACCGCCUCGAAUGCCCUUCGAGGAGAAACCCAAACUGCUCACACAGAUCGACCUGCAGCAGUUCAAAGAGCAGGCCGGGGACUCGCUUUUAGCUCUGAGGAGGCUGCAGGAGCUGGACCUCUCCGCCUGCAUUAAGCUCACCGACAGCAGCAUCACCCAGGUGGUGAAGUACCCGGACCUCCAGCGGCUGUCUCUCUGCAUGCUUCCGGACAUCACCGACGCCGCCUUGGUGUCUGUGGGAUGGCACUGCCGCAGCCUCACCAGCUUGACCCUCAGCCACUGUCCGGGCAUCACCGACCGCGGGGUGGCUCAGGCUGCGCCGCAUCUCCAGCGGCUGCAGCAUCUCUACCUCUCCUGUUGCGGUAACAUCACCGACAGGUCCCUGCACCUUCUGAUGCAGCACUGCAAGCGCUUGAAGACGGUCGACAUCUCCAGGUGUAAAAACGUUUCCAUGAGAACCGUGGAGCUCCUGCACACAAACCUGCCUUUUUUGGAGAACGUUCAUCACAAACUCAUAGGUGCUGAACUUUUUAAUGACUGACAGGAAGUUCUGGAUGGAUCCUCAAACAAACGCUGCAGACCAAAGCCCGCCCCCCAGAGAUCUUUCAGUCACCACUACAGUAAGUUUAAAGCAACAACCAUGGAAAGUGACACUUUUAUUAGUGAAUGUGGCUCAUCUAAGAAGAGUCAGCAUCGUGAAAGUAGAAAUGCGACGCACAAGAGGGGAACGUCAGGCUUCUUCUUUAGUCUUAGAAAUAACUACUUUAAAUUAUUUUUUAUUUGUUAAACUUAGUUUGAACUAUAUUUUUAACAGAAAUAAACAUUUUUGAGCUGAAAAACAUGGAGAUGAAGAAAGUAAAAGGAGAGUUUCGUGAAUGUAUUUCACUUAGGGAUUUGCACUGAUGGAAGAACCUUUGGAAAAAAGAUUAAUGAGAAAUGUUAACAUUUAUUUAACGUUGCUUUCUCACACAAACAAAUUUUGUCCCAUAAUUCCUUUGUAUCUAUCAGUUCUUUGUAAUGUUUGCAAACUGUAGUCUUUCAUUAUAAGUUCCUUUAAAAAAAAAAAAAAAA
Oryzias latipes (Japanese medaka) is the source of this 2789-nucleotide messenger RNA. It is a transcript of the gene fbxl9, whose product is annotated as F-box and leucine rich repeat protein. The record is from RefSeq and is a predicted model, not a curated record. Lineage: Eukaryota; Metazoa; Chordata; Actinopteri; Beloniformes; Adrianichthyidae. Gene Ontology annotation, molecular function: protein binding. Gene Ontology annotation, biological process: SCF-dependent proteasomal ubiquitin-dependent protein catabolic process. Gene Ontology annotation, cellular component: SCF ubiquitin ligase complex.